AUGCAAAUUAAGAUACUAUAUUCGUUCAAUAACAAUCUGACUACAUUUUUAUCACGAUCGUCUCAGCUAUAUCCAGUGCAGACCGUUGAUGUUCCUAUCCAGUCUUCGCUAGGUGAAACCCCCGGUAUGAUCACCUUGGGUGCUUUUGAGUUGAAAAACUGUAUCCAACAAUUACUUGAAACGAAUCUGGAAAACUUCAAGCUCCAGAGCGAAGAUUACGCAGUUUACUAUAAAGAUAUAACUGAACAACCCGAUGAACCAUUUGUGAGCAAUGGCGUGUUCUCAUCACUUUUAUCCAGCAAUGAGUCAUGUCUAAUACCUGGCCGUGUUUGUCAAAACGUUUCGGCGAAUAUUUUAUUUGGCAAAAAGGGCAAUUCGGCAUCGUUGACCUUGGAAAUUAGACUAAAGUUACAUACAAUCGAGGCGGCACAAUCUGCAACGGCAUCUGCAACAACAACAACAGCAGCAGCAACAACAACAACAAUGGCAGCAAUGCGCAACUCUUCACAACAGCAGCGGCAGCCACGUCCGCAACAGGUAAGUCGACAUCAUCCCCUUCAUACAACACACACUACACUACAAGUUGAGCGCAAAAGACCCUACGAUGCAUUGCUGCUGAGUGUCUCUUCGUUCAUACCGGCAGCGAAAGCAACUAGGACAUUAUCCCUACCCUCAUAUGCAAACAUUCAUGAUAUCCAACAAGCGGAUAGAAAUCCCACUUUGCGAUAUAAUCGAGAAAAUGUGGAAAACAGAUUUAAGCUGGCAUCGUUCUAUCGAGACAAGGUUGUAUUUGACAAGGGCGAGAAAAGGCAGAAGCGCUAUCCAAAUGUUUCGCAACCACCACACUCACAACCAAAGUCGAGCUCUUUCACUUCUUCACAACUACUUCCUCAACGCGCUGUGCGUACCAGAUCUAUGUUUGUAAAUACCCCGACGAUGGCCUCAUCUCCAAUAAACGAAGAAACUUAUUCUUCAGAUGAUCCAGAGUACAAGGCUGGUGAAGACCAAAAAACACAUAUUGAAGAAGAAGAAGAAGAAGAGGAGGAGGAUGGGGAGGGGGAGGAUGGGGAGGAGGAGGAAGAUGAAGACGAUGAAGACUAUGAUGCAACAUCGCCCUAUACGCCUCAGCAGCCACCUUUUGUGAACAAAGAAACGCCUCCGGAACUUCCAGAAGAUUUGGAUAGUAAACGCACCCACACAAUAUCGAGCUCAAAGCUUCCAGAAAACCACGGGUUGGUGUGCAUCAAUUCGUGCUGCCGCACGCAAACAUCAAUCGCUUGGAAAUAUUUUGAGACGGAAUACAAACCUCAUUUUUCAGCAUUGAUAAGGGCUACGGAAUUUGACAAGAAGCAUUACGAAGGCAUGCAUGGGCCACUUUGUAAUGCAUGCUUUCUAUUCUACAAGAAUAAAGGAUUCAUGAGACCGGAACAUGUUGUACGGAAAUAUAAUCAGCAGCAGAGAUAUAAUCAAAAAUUGAGAAUGAGGAAUUCAAAAGAGGAGGAGGAAGCCGACCAUUUGACGAGAUCGGCGUUGAGUACUAUAGCCAGUAGUAAGAAAAAUUUGGCAUCGUCACCUGCCACCUUUCCAACGCCUUCACAUACACCAUCUACUAUCAAUCAAGUAAUUCAAAACAAAUAUCAUAGUGGGAAUAAUCAUUUUCACAUGAACCCAACUCCAACUGGUCAGACUCCCGAAUACAAUGACUUAAUGAACCAGUUGAAUGUUUAUGGUGGACCCAGUACCGACAUCGAUCCGUUGCCCGGUGCAACGCCUCCAAUGAUUGCUGUCAAAUCAAAUACAAGAGUGAUAAAUAUUGGUGUUGAUGACUUGGACGCGAAAAAAGCAACAAAACUAAAUACUCGAGUGAUAAAUAUUGCCAAUGAUGAAGAUGAAAAUAAGGAAAACUGUCCUCCACAAACCAUCAACACCAUCAACAACAAGAACGCCGCCACCACCACCACCACCACUGCUGCUUCUUCCGCUACUGCAAAAGAAUUUGCCGAGUUUGACGCCAUGCUACAGUCCAUUCAUGAGGAUGCCAACACCAACUGGAUGAACUUCUUUUCGCAACCAACACCUAGAGACCAGAACAGUCCCAAUUCCAAAACUCCCGUAGACCAGAAUCCUAGCGUCAACAUCAAAAGAAGGCCAAACACAUCAUCAUCAUCAUCAGCAUCAUCUAGACAAUCACGCAAUGACAAGCUGUUAGUAAACAUGCCUAGUUCUCCUUACUUGUCUACACAACUUCAUUCCGAUGAAGCUGUUGGAGGUGAUGGUGAUGCUGGUAUUGAUGAUGAUGCUGAGAUUAAUGAAGAGUUGAAACAGUUGGUUGAUAGGAGCACAUAUAAAGCAUUUAACAACUCCACUCCUGAUAAAGCUAAUAGAACAGACACAACGAACCUGUUGUUGAAUUGGCAACACAAUACAAAUAAUGCCAAUGCUAGUAACAAGAACUUGGCUUCAACACCAAGCACUGAUUUUUUCUCUAAUGAUGAUGCAGUGAAAUUAGAUUUGGCUGUUGAGGAUAAUAAGGAAAAAGCUACAAUUACGUAA
Lodderomyces oxycetoniae is the source of this 2553-nucleotide messenger RNA. RefSeq lists its product as uncharacterized. The record is from RefSeq and is a predicted model, not a curated record. The transcript has a single exon. Gene Ontology annotation, biological process: silent mating-type cassette heterochromatin formation; regulation of transcription by RNA polymerase II; rDNA heterochromatin formation. Gene Ontology annotation, molecular function: sequence-specific DNA binding; zinc ion binding. The coding region runs from base 1 to 2553 and encodes 850 amino acids. NCBI's taxonomy places the organism in Eukaryota, Fungi, Ascomycota, Pichiomycetes, Serinales, Debaryomycetaceae.